AUGAAAGCUGCUGUUGUUACCGCAUUCAAGAAACCACUAGAAAUUAAACAGGUGGAAAUUCCAAAACCAGGUCCCAAUGAUGUAGUAAUCAAAAACAUCGCUUGUGGUGUUUGUCACACAGAUCUACAUGCUGCUCAUGGAGAUUGGGAUGUUAAACCCGAACUACCACGUAUACCCGGCCACGAAGGUAUCGGUGAAAUUGUUGAAUUAGGCUCAAUGGUCGGCAAUCAUUUAAAGAAAGGUGAUAUUAUCGGUGUACCAUGGUUACAUGCAACUUGUCUUCACUGUGAAUACUGUUUGACCGGCCGCGAAACACUUUGUAAACAACAAACGAACUCGGGAUAUUCAGUUGAUGGAUGUUUUGCUGAAUACGCACUUAUGGAUGCUAAUUUUGCCGUGAAAUUACCUGAAGGAAUGGAUCCGUACAAGUCCGCGCCUCUCUACUGUGCCGGUGUUACUGUAUAUAAAGCUUUGAAAGUUUCUCAAGUUCGACCUGGAGAAUGGGUGUCGAUCGUCGGUGUUGGCGGUCUUGGAUCAGUCGCUGUUAAAUACGCUGUCGCUAUGGGCAUGCGUGUCGCUACUGUAGUUGCUCCUAAUGAUAAGACUGCCGUAUCAUUAUCGAAAGAAAUGGGAGCCGAAGAAGUUUUCGAUGGCCCACCUGACCAACAUGGCAAAUGGAUGCAAGAAAAAAUCGGCGGUGUACACGCAGCUGUCAUCACUGUGCCCAUUGUUGCUGCUUUUGAACAAGCAUUUCAAUCCGUUCGACGUGGUGGUCGAGUUGUCGCUGUUGCCUUACCAAAUGGUAAAAUGGCUGUACCAAUUGUUGACUGUGUUUUAGGUGGAAUUGAAUUAGUCGGAUCAAUUGUUGGUACACGAAAAGAUUUGCAAGAGUGUCUUGAAAUCGCCAAACAUCACAAUAUUGAAUGUAAAGUUCAAAAACGCAAAAUAGAAGAUAUCAACGAAAUCUUUGAGGAUAUGCUCCAUUAUCGAAUCAGUGGUCGAGUUGUUCUGGAUUUUACCGCCAAAUAA
Adineta ricciae is the source of this 1029-nucleotide messenger RNA. The record is from the annotation of a GenBank genome assembly. Lineage: Eukaryota; Metazoa; Rotifera; Eurotatoria; Adinetida; Adinetidae.